UACACAAGCAGCAGCUAGCGUGACCGAAAAUUGUUAGCUUAAAAUUGUGACUUCACUCGUUCGACUACCAGUCAGUUAUCGACCGUUCAGUUAAACAUACUGAAACAGUUAAGGUUCCAUUCACGGAGUAGAGUGUACGCCGCGGCUGCAUUCUAAAGGGGUAGUGAUUAAAUCAAUAAAUGUGCGUAAAUUCCAAAUAUAAAGUGAUAUAAGAAAAUAGUUCAACCGAGAAAAAAGUGAAGCAACAGCGCACGCUAGUGAGUGUUACCAAAAAAUAGAAUAACCAAUAAAAUAAGAUCAGUCAAGCACACCACCCCAAAGGCAGCCAAAGCGAAGAUGAAUGUCGAGAUCACACCGAAUUACUCCUACAUCUUCGACUUCGAGAAUGAAUUCAUCCACCAGGAUACACGUGUCUGGAUGGUCAAGAACUGGCAUUACGUGUUCUACUAUUGCGGGAUCUAUAUGGCUGUGAUUUUCGGAGGACAGCAUUUCAUGCAAAAUAGACCAAGAUUCGAGCUACGAGGGUUGCUAGCGAUAUGGAACACGCUACUAGCAAUGUUCAGCAUAAUGGGUGCCUGCCGGACAGCUCCAGAGCUUGUGCAUGUGCUACGGCACUAUGGCCUCUUCCAUUCCGUGUGUGUGCCUAGCUUUAUCGAACAUGAUCGCGUCAGUGGUUUCUGGACGUGGCUGUUCGUACUAUCCAAACUUCCCGAGCUCGGCGAUACAGUGUUCAUCGUACUUAGAAAGCAACCGCUUAUCUUCCUGCACUGGUACCACCACAUCACUGUCCUGAUGUACUCGUGGUUCUCGUAUACCGAAUAUACCGCCUCUGCCCGUUGGUUCAUCGUUAUGAACUACUGUGUCCAUUCGGUGAUGUAUACGUACUAUGCGCUACGAGCCUUGAAUUUCAAGCCUCCUCGCUCGAUUGCCAUGGUGAUAACGGCCCUUCAGCUCACUCAGAUGGUUGUAGGGUGUGCAAUUAAUAUCUGGGCGCACGGUUUCCUGCAGACUGCCGGCAAAGGUAGCUGCAACAUCUCAGAGAUGAACAUCAAACUAUCGAUCGCUAUGUACUUCAGCUACUUUGUUCUGUUUGCUCGAUUUUUCUACAAGACCUACCUUUCGACGAACGCACGUAAAGGCAAACGGUCUGCCAAGACGAUUUCCAGCAGCAGUGCUGUCGAGUAUACUAGCAAACACGUCCCCGUGCCCAUCAAUGGCAACUUGGCGAUGGCAACCCAAACUGACAAAGUCAAAGCACAGUAAGAAAGUGUCCGGACUGCACACCUGCAAUGUUAUGCGCACCACAUACAUGGAAAACACCACAAAGAAAUCAAAUUUCGUACCAAGGAUCUUAUUUUUACUACUGCAGUCACCAUCGCCGUCACGUUUUUUCCUGUUACCACUUGCGUAGAUACCACCUAUCAUUUUAGCAAAAAAAAAACGAAUGAAGUAGCUGGAUUCAGUCAAUCGUUACUUUUUUCAGUUGCAUGUUUUAUUCUUACUGCCAAAAUUUAAAGCUGAACAACCAUCACAGCCAACGAUCAAGACAAUUAGUAGCAGAUAAAAAAUACGAACAAACCAGCACUAUAUUUAGGAAGAAGUCAGAAAGAAGAAAAUGCAGCUCCCCAAACAAGAUAACAAUUGAUCAUGCUUCCGCUUAUGGUACUUUGCAGACAUGCUGGGGUCCCAGGAGUACAUCAUAGUAAGGUAUAAUUCGGCAUUCUUUUCGAAUCAUGUGUGCGUAUUCAGGUGAAAGAAAGAUUAGUACGUGCGAGAACGUUAGAGAAGGGAAAAGUUUAAGUAAAACAUACGGGUGUUAACAAAGCCACUACCGAACCAUAAACGUAGUGGCAGUCCCAGUUAGAGAUUAUGAUUUAACGUCGAGGGUACUGAAGUAGGAGUUUGGGUUUAUUUUUUUAUCACUCCUCCUAGUGGGAGAGGGAAAUAUACAUAAUAGAAUAGAGGUUCUUUGGAACGGUUUUUUUUUCUUUCUGGCUAUUUUUAUUUCUUAUUUGAUAAAUUGUAGUUUUGUUCAUUGUUUUCGAGUGAUAUGAGACAGAAAGACUUUUCUACCUAAUGAAAGGAUUCGCUUUUGUAAUAAAUAGUAAAAAUUUCAGCUGCAUUAUCCAACGAUGCUAUGCUCUGACGAUAAGCUGUUCAAGUUCUAGAUGGGCCAACGAUGUUGGGUGAAUGCAAAUUCGCUAGUUAUUCAUAGAUUAGAGAGACUACAAACAAUUGCAUGCAAAUUUAUCACAUAUUUUGACUUUCCUUAUUACUUAGACAAUAAUGUCAAUUAGAAUGUUUUUGUAAUUGAAAAGGCAUCUUGUUCUGGUUCAGAUAGGUUCUAUGUUGGUCAAAAAGUAAAAAUUAUAUUUUUGGUAUCGAAGACUAAGUUGUAAAAUAACUAAUUUCAAGAAAGAUUGUUGAAAAUACUAGAGAUCCGCCUCUCACACUUCAUCCACAUUUUUGAAAAAUUUAUUUUCUCUUGUUUAUCAAUUUGGUUUUUUAUUCUUAAGUAUCCUUCCGGAAAGCUCAUAAGGUGCAACUAUUGGGGUCAGAGAGCUUAAAGAGACUAGAAUAACAAACAGAUACCACGUUUCGUUUCUGUAAUUUAUUGUCUGUUAUUUCAGUAAUAACACACAAUAUCAUUCUAAACAAACAAUCUAUCUAAAAAUUUUAGUAUCAUUUUUGGCGAUUUCUUUAAGUGAUUGAAUAAUUUACAGAUUUACACUUCAAAUAUCGAUAACAUGCCAACUUGUAGUCAUAACUAUUCCCUUUUAACAAAUACCAAAGGAAGAAAUGGGAUGGCUUGUUACAAACUAAAAUUAGUAUCAGUUUUAUCAUCAGUAGAUGACGGCUUCAUUAAAAUUAAUAGCACUUAUUAUUCCAAAUCUAUAAAACAGCUAACGAAGCAGUUUUGUCACUACCAAGCAGACAAGAUAGAAACUCGUAAACAAAACUUCAAACUUUGUGUUGGCUUCGCUGAGGAUCGAAAAAACGCGAUGUUUUUUCGCUCCCAGUGCGGUUUGAUUGGUGCAGAAUUUCGCGAAGCAUUUCAUUCCUGAGGAUAUAACUAUGUUCCAACUGGUUCAGAAAAACAACAAAACACGCAAGCGAAGCGGGCAGACUAGCGGUUAGAAGCAAGCGGAAUAAUAACAAACAUGAUCAUGCUUCCGCUUAUGGUACUUUGCAGACAUGCUGGGGUCCCAGGAGUACAUCAUAGUAAGGUAUAAUUCGGCAUUCUUUUCGAAUCAUGUGUGCGUAUUCAGGUGAAAGAAGGAUUAGUACGUGCGAGAACGUUAGAGAAGGGAAAAGUUUAAGUAAAACAUACGGGUGUUAACAAAGCCACUACCGAACCAUAAACGUAGUGGCAGUCCCAGUUAGAGAUUAUGAUUUAACGUCGAGGGUACUGAAGUAGGAGUUUGGGUUUAUUUUUUUAUCACUCCUCCUAGUGGGAGAGGGAAAUAUACAUAAUAGAAUAGAGGUUCUUUGGAACGGAUUUUUUUUCUUUCUGGCUAUUUUUAUUUCUUAUUUGAUAAAUUGUAGUUUUGUUCAUUGUUUUCGAGUGAUAUGAGACAGAAAGACUUUUCUACCUAAUGAAAGGAUUCGCUUUUGUAAUAAAUAGUAAAAAUUUCAGCUGCAUUAUCCAACGAUGCUAUGCUCUGACGAUAAGCUGUUCAAGUUCUAGAUGGGCCAACGAUGUUGGGUGAAUGCAAAUUCGCUAGUUAUUCAUAGAUUAGAGAGACUACAAACAAUUGCAUGCAAAUUUAUCACAUAUUUUGACUUUCCUUAUUACUUAGACAAUAAUGUCAAUUAGAAUGUUUUUGUAAUUGAAAAGGCAUCUUGUUCUGGUUCAGAUAGGUUCUAUGUUGGUCAAAAAGUAAAAAUUAUAUUUUUGGUAUCGAAGACUAAGUUGUAAAAUAACUAAUUUCAAGAAAGAUUGUUGAAAAUACUAGAGAUCCGCCUCUCACACUUCAUCCACAUUUUUGAAAAAUUUAUUUUCUCUUGUUUAUCAAUUUGGUUUUUUAUUCUUAAGUAUCCUUCCGGAAAGUUCAUAAGGUGCAACUAUUGGGGUCAGAGAGCUUAAAGAGACUAGAAUAACAAACAGAUACCACGUUUCGUUUCUGUAAUUUAUUGUCUGUUAUUUCAGUAAUAACACACAAUAUCAUUCUAAACAAACAAUCUAUCUAAAAAAUUUAGUAUCAUUUUUGGCGAUUUCUUUAAGUGAUUGAAUAAUUUACAGAUUUACACUUCAAAUAUCGAUAACAUGCCAACUUGUAGUCAUAACUAUUCCCUUUUAACAAAUACCAAAGGAAGAAAUGGGAUGGCUUGUUACAAACUAAAAUUAGUAUCAGUUUUAUCAUCAGUAGAUGACGGCUUCAUUAAAAUUAAUAGCAGUUAUUAUUCCAAAUCUAUAAAACAGCUAACGAAGCAGUUUUGUCACUACCAAGCAGACAAGAUAGAAACUCGUAAACAAAACUUCAAACUUUGUGUUGGCUUCGCUGAGGAUCGAAAAAACGCGAUGUUUUUUCGCUCCCAGUGCGGUUUGAUUGGUGCAGAAUUUCGCGAAGCAUUUCAUUCCUGAGGAUAUAACUAUGUUCCAACUGGUUCAGAAAAACAACAAAACACGCAAGCGAAGCGGGCAGACUAGCGGUUAGAAGCAAGCGGAAUAAUAACAAACAUGAUUUGCGAGUUUUGAACAUUUACAGUGCUGCUUGUAGCCUGUAGCAUAGUUUAUUUUUUCACUGAAUUCGGAUAGUGCCCCUUUGUUAUUCUAGUCUCUUUUAUAGUGAAUACAUACAAAUUAACAAAUUUUCAGUUUUCAGAUUGUUUUAGGACAAAUAAUAAUCAACUUAUUACUGCCCAAUCUAAAUUGAUUUUUUGGUCGGAAAAAUUGAAAUAUUCAUUAAAAAAAAUAUUUUUUAACUUGCUGAUAUAAUAAUGAACAACUGGUAAAAAAAUCCGAAAAAUAAUCUGUUUAUUUGUUUCUGAAGUAUCGUGGUCGUCGCAAAGGAGCUUUCCAAAAAAAAUGCGAGAUAUUCGAGUUUAAAGUUCAGUGCACUAAGGAAACGUUAAAACAGAAUGGUCUAUGAAUAGCUGUAACGUAACACAAGUUGUACUCCGAUCUUGAGGAAAUGUUAAGAUCAUUUUCCUAAACUUAUGCACUAGAGUGAUAAGAAAAAAAUGACCUUCAUUGGCCUAUCCUUGCGUCUAUUCCUAAUCCCACCAAGAGUGUCCAAAUUUGAACCAAAUCGGACUAAGGUGCUUGAAUUUUGGAUGGGAUUUUUUGAAAAAUUCCAUAGAGAAAACUAAUUAGAAUUUCGACACUAGGUGGCACUGUAUGCACCCGAAAUUACUGCAAGCAAAAGUAAGGAAGAUUUUUUAUUGCCUGUAAUUUUAUCGAAGACUGCAAAUCAAUUCAACUUUGCGAGAAGAAGUUAUUAAACUUGUAACGAAGGGAUAUCUGCGGCUUUUAUCGAUCCUUUUUCGAAUUUUGAAAGAACGAAAGCGCUGCAAGCGAAUUGUCAGUUCAAAUAAUUGUUAAAAAAAACUAAAAUUACCCAAUUUUAACUUCAAAGCUCGCACACAUACUAUUGAAAAUGUAUACGUAAUCGAGCAAAAAAAUCAUUUUUUUUAAAUUAUGAGACCGUCCUUAAAAGUUCAUGCGGUCAUGUUUCUAGUUGGGUAAAAAAUUAUAACCUCUACCAUUUUUCAACCGAUUUUGAUGAUAAAUAGGUAGUUAAAUGCGUAUUUAAAUUUCUCUCUGAAUUUAAACAAUGGUUUUUUAAUAAAAAAAAGAGCAUUUUUCAUAUUUUUCAUAAAAAUUCGCAAAAUAAUGGUAAUUUUGAUAUUGUUGUCUCAAAACCGCAUGGUAUUUUUAACAAAAGAACAUAUCAUCGUGUACCGUUGGAAAGGCCAUUUUUCCCAGAACACAGCAUAAAUUGAAAAUCGGUUGAAAAAUGAUCGCGCAGAAAUAAUUGAAAAUCGGUUGAAAAAUGAUUGCGCAGAGAAAUUUUCAGUGCCGAAAAUUCUGAAAAACAGUUUUUUCACUAUAAAUCAAGAUUUUGAGGUUAUAUUAAAUUGAUCAAACGUGGUUUUGUAUUGUAUUUGACCAGAUGUACAAAACUUUAACAGAUAACUUAAAAAGUACAUAAUUUUUUUUUAUUUUGUAGCACCGUGUUAUCUUUCUUAUAUUCACUUGCAAUGAAAAUCUGAUGCAUACAGCGUCACCUAGUAGCGAAUCUGCUUGCUAGAGCAGAUACUUUUGAAUGGACUAGGGCUCGACGCAGGGAUGAACGGAUUGAGUUGUUAAAAAUUAAUGUUUUUUUUGCUGGGCAGUGUAGUAUGCACUUUUAGAAUAUCAGAUUAAAAUUUCCAUUUUGGUCACUCUGACAAAAAAUACGUAACCCUUUAAGGGAAAAUGGAACCACAUCAAAUUCCUAACCUUUUUGUUUAACAAUCAUUCGAUGGUACAGUUAAGAAUGGGAGUGCAGCAAUUGAACAAGGCUUUCAGGAAAAGCAAAGUACUCGUAGACCGGUUGACACGCUCCUAGUUCUGCAGCUCAUAGGUCCGCAUUGGACCAGGUCCUCCCUACAUGAUGAAUUCAUAUGGAAAAGAAUCUGUCGUCCCUGAACGCCGAAGGCCGAUAUUUUGAGUUUUUAUUCAGCAUUUUAGGCAGGACUGCGGCUUUUAUCGAUCCUUUUUCGAAUUUUGAAAGAACGAAAGCGCUGCAAGCGAAUUGUCAGUUCAAAUAAUUGUUAAAAAAACUAAAAUUUAAGUGCUCACUACUUGUACCUUGUUUGCUAGUAACUUGUUUAAAAUAUUGAAAGUGGUUUGUUUU
Molecule: messenger RNA, 6842 nt
Organism: Topomyia yanbarensis
Lineage: Eukaryota; Metazoa; Arthropoda; Insecta; Diptera; Culicidae
Gene: Baldspot
Product: elongation of very long chain fatty acids protein 6
Exons: 4
Coding region: 337-1263 (308 amino acids)
Biological process (GO): fatty acid elongation, monounsaturated fatty acid; very long-chain fatty acid biosynthetic process; sphingolipid biosynthetic process
Cellular component (GO): endoplasmic reticulum membrane
Molecular function (GO): fatty acid elongase activity
Source: RefSeq, a predicted model, not a curated record